AGGAAAUUAUAUUUCUUUUUUCUGCAUCGGUGCAUUUUCCCUUUUUCUGUGUCCUUCUUUUUUCUUUACUCUAUGCUAAAAGAAGACGUUACGCUUGAAUUUCAAAUCGAUCCUUCCUUUACAGGCAUCUUGCGUGGUGCCGCUCACGAUGAGUCCGAAGGGUGCACGUUGAAAGGCAACUGCGUCGUCAACGUCGUUCGUCCCAUCAAAGUGCGUCGUUUGAUCGUCUGGUUCGAAGGACGAUGUAAAGUGCAAUUGAAAGCGGCCGGCUACUCGGUUCAUCCCACCGAACACACCGAUCGUCGUACGCUUUACACCAAAGAUCAACACUUUAUCGGCCAUGAUGCCGAAAUUCAGAGUUUGGAACCAGGGCGUUACCUGUAUCCUUUCCAAUUCGAGAUUCCUUCCCAUUUACCGGCCAGUUUCCGUGGCAAACGCGGUUACAUUCGUUAUCGACUGUCGGCAGGCAUGUACCGUCCUAUGUUUGCCAACGACAUCACCAUUUCCAAGGAUAUCACCAUCAAACGAUGCUUACUCAACGACCUGGCACCCGCGUCCGAUAUUCUCGAAACCGCACAUGGUCAAGAUCACCCUCAAUGGAUACAGUACAGUGCGACCGCGCCUUGCAUCGCGUAUCGUGAAGGCGGGCUCAUUCGACUCAAUCUGACCAUGCUUUUGCUCCGUCCGGAACUGAUGUCGGUGCGAUCCGUAACCUGUGCUUUGCGCGAACGAGUUCAGUACCGUACAACGGAUCAGCAAGCUCACACGUUGAUUGCCAAGACCGACGAUCUGUUUCCCCUUGGUUACAGUACUUUCUAUCCAUCUCAAGACGAAAACUAUAACCCUGCCGAGAAACACAACUACAAUGCCGUGUUUCGACUCAUUCCCCGUGUGAAUGCCGACACCAACAGUCGCCUCUUACGCGUCACUCACACCUUGGUCGUCAAUAUCAUGCUCGAAGAUAAACAUCAUCCACACGAAUCCGGGGACGAAAGUGCCAGUGAAAGAGAAUCCGAUGUCGAAUCCGAAGACGAGAAAGCGAGUAUUCAGAUGAGCCCGUUUUCUACACCCCCUCCUUCUCAACCCAAUUCUCCACCCAUCAGUCGCGCCUCUUCCUCCUCUUCUCUUUCCUCUCUAUUCUCUUUGACCCGGAAUACUCAUGGUGAUGCCGGCAAAGACGGUAUCUCCAACUUGAAACAACAUGCGCUUCGCAGGAAGAAAAUCCGAUCUGGUCUCACCAUGUGUUCACUGGAAUUGCCUUUGGUUGUCACCUCGCGUGAACAUUUCUGGGACAGUGGUAUGCCCAGUCCUCCCUCCUACGAAACGGGCGAUUUCCCACCAACUUAUGGCCAAACCAUCGAACAGUUGCCCCGAGUACCCCACUACUUGAACGAAGAAGCCUCCGCUUCCUAGGUUUCAUCUUUCUCUUUUUUUCCCACUUAUAUUCUUGUAAACCCCAAUGCUAAUCAAAUACCCAUAUUCUUUCUUCUUUAUUUACCAUCACUUCUAUCUAAUUCACUACUUCCUACUUCAACUCAUAUUU
Molecule: messenger RNA, 1543 nt
Organism: Radiomyces spectabilis
Lineage: Eukaryota; Fungi; Mucoromycota; Mucoromycetes; Mucorales; Radiomycetaceae
Exons: 1
Coding region: 73-1413 (446 amino acids)
Biological process (GO): protein transport
Cellular component (GO): cytoplasm
Source: RefSeq, a predicted model, not a curated record